This is a messenger RNA of Ectocarpus siliculosus, 2526 nucleotides long. The record is from the annotation of a GenBank genome assembly. Lineage: Eukaryota; Phaeophyceae; Ectocarpales; Ectocarpaceae.
CAAACAAAUCAGUCAGUCAAGUCCGAGCAUCAGUUUUUUUUUGCCCUCACGAGUACAGCAGUAGUAGAAGAGCCGAGGAAAGACUACAUAAAUACCCGAUACACGCCACCUUCCUGCACGCACCUACCAGCAGCAUGGUUUCAACUGGCGAAAGCGUCGAGCAAAGCGCUCCCCCCGCCGCUGCUACUCCUGCCGGCGGGAAGAGCGCGUCCAUUCCAGCGGUACUUGGCACGAUGUCCAUCCCGGAACCGUUGGAUACGGCGGCGGCGCGCGAGGCUCUGGAGUACUUUCACGCCGCCGGUUUCGACGAGAUCGAUACCGCUAUCCUGUACCAGGGUGGGGCGACGGAGACAACGCUAGGCGAGAUCGGCGUGGAAAAGUUCCGCGUCGCGGCGAAGGCCAACCCGUGGUACAAGACCGACGAGUCUCACGACUUCUUCACACCGACGUAUGGCCUCAGGCCCGACCUCGUCAAGGAGCAACUUCGCAAGUCCAUCGAAGUCCUGGGGGUGCCGUCUGUGGAACUGUUUUACCUUCAUGCCCCUGACCGCAACACGCCUAUCGAGGGGACGCUUCAGGCCGUCCACGAGCUGAGGUCGGAGGGGCUAUUUCGCGAGUGGGGAUUGUCCAACUACACCGCGUGGGAAACGGUGGACAUCUGGCACAUCUGCAAGGCGAAGGGUUGGCAGCCCCCUGCCGUGUACCAGGGCAUGUACAACGCGGUCACGAGGGAGGUAGAGCGGGAGCUGCUGCCCGCCCUCAAGAAGCUCGGGAUGCGGUUCUACGCCUACAACCCCCUGGCUGGCGGGAUGCUUUCGGGGAAGCACAAGUUCGAGAAGCCCCCGGAGGACGGAAGGUUCAGCACCACCAGCUUGUGGGGAUCACUCUACAGGGCCCGGUACUGGCGCAAGGAACUGUUCGACGAGAUCGAGACAUUGAAGGCGAUCUGCGUCAAGCACGACACGGAUCUCGUGUCAGCGUCCUUCCGGUGGAUGCGCCAUCACUCGAGCCUCACCGGAGAGAGCGGAGACACGGUGAUCAUAUGCGGGUCUUCGGUGUCCCAGGUCAAGGGAAACGUCGACGCCUGUCGAGACGAAAAUCCUCUGCCCAAGGACCUGGUGGACGGAUUUGACGCCGCGUGGCAGUCGGCCAAGCCUCACUGCCCUUCGUACUUCAAGUGACGGCGGAAGUGAAACGAACAAAUGAUUGUGGAUAAAAAGCCAGAAUGGGCCACGGAUGCAAAAGGCAGUCGUUGGGGAAAGCGACCUAGCGGGGCGAAGAACCGUACAUUCGUUCGUGAGGUUCGCGGGACGAAGUUGUGGCUCCGCAUUUUUGUUCCUGAGCGGCAGUACAUCUUCUCGAAGCCGCAUCUUGGAUAUGUCCCCCUUUUCUGUUGGUGGAUAAUCUGUGGCGGCGACGACGACGACGACGGAGUUUUGUUUCUUCGACCUUCAAGUGUGCACAAGUUCCGGGAAGGCUCGACACGGACCUAGCGACCAGAGCCGUUGGCUGCUGAACGUGGCGACAAGUCGCAGGCGGAUGGAUGGGACACUCACCACGGCCUCGGAAUAUUUUUGCGAAGUCGUCACCGCUACCCCGAGUCGGACCUUUUCGUCCAAUGGGUCACCGUCUCUAAUCAGAACGAGGACGACAUUGUCUUGGCGAUGAUUUUGCUGAUACGUGCUGCCCCCUAUGUAUCUCACAACAUGUGUCAUGGUAUGUGGUGGCUGUACGGACAGGGGGGCACCGUAUUGUAGACCUCCAGGGGGGGGGGUGUCCUCGCAGUAAACAUAUCGCGCCUUGCGCGGAGUUGAUCGACGGCACAGCAGAGAUGCUCGGGCACGUGGGAAAAACUAUAAACACAAAUAUUUGAGGGGAAGAGGAUACAAUACCAUCUACCCUCUGUUGGACUCUUGCUCUAUUGAAGGCAGACCCAAGCUACGACGACUGUUUCGACCUGUUCGAAUGAGCGCCCCAAACGAUUCCACCUGAGAUCUCCACCGAUUCGGGGAGCAGAGCAUGUAGUGAUGCGACGGUCGUGGUUGCAGUGCUUCCGGUUUCUCUAUUGUGUGAUUCUUGGUUUAUCGCCUUGUUUUGAAGUGAUGCGGCGUAGAAAGAGAAAGAGGAAGAGGGAAGCGAAGAAAUAUUGGGUUGCGGCCGACGGCGGUUGACACGUGAUGGGAUCAGCUGCUUAUUAUUCAUUCAUCUUUUGGGUCUACUCUUGGUAGAACCGCACGUAGUACUCGUAGUUUAGCUCACAGAAAGCGGAAACUGAACGCGGCCAACGGCCGAUUGGUGGGUACUCGACAGUCGACUUCACGUUCGACCCGAGAAAACGACAUCGCUGACUCUCUCUUGCUGCAACAAAAACGAAGUACCGCAGAAAGACGAUGGAGAACAAGAAAAUCAAUUGUAUGGUCUUCCACCUAUCGUCGUUCUUUACGACCGAUCCAGAAGCAGUCACCGUAGAUUAGGGUUCGGGUCGUAGGAUACAGACCGACUUGUUUUGAAGCCCGCACCCGUUGC